AUGGAAGAAAAUAAGAUUUUGGUUACUCAACUAACAGACGAGCAAAGGAGAAUUUAUGAUGAUGUCCUUGAUGACGUUAUAAAUAAAGCAGGAGGAUUGUAUUUUGUAUAUGGAUAUGGUGGAACAGGAAAGACUUUCCUAUGGAGAGCGUUGUCUUCUGCGUUAAGGUCAAAGGGGGAUAUUGUGUUAAAUGUUGCCUCCAGUGGGAUAGCAUCUCUGCUUUUACCUGGUGGACAGACUGCGCUUUUUAGGUUUGCCAUACCUAUAUCUAUUAACGAAGAUUCAACUUGCAACAUUAAUGUAGGAAGUUCAUUGACAAUGAGGGAUUUGAUGCAUGCGAAAAAUCCAAACAGUUAUAUGACAUUUGGCGGUAAAACUGUGGUUUUUGGAGGGGAUUUUAGGCAAAUUUUGCCUGUCAUUCCUAAGGGCACAAGGCAAGAUAUAGUAGGUGCAAGUAUAAAUUCUUCGUAUCUUUGGAGAAGUUGUAAAGUCUAUAGGUUAACCAAGAAUUUACGACUAAGGUGUUUAGAAUCUAACACUCAAGUACAUGAGAUUGAAGAAUUUGCAAAGUGGAUUGCUAAUAUAGGGGAUGGAGAAAUUGGAAAUUCAACAGAAGGUUAUUCUGACCUUAAUAUUCCAGAUCACUUAUUACUGAGAUUUAAUGAUGAUCCUAUUGGUAUUAUCGUUGAUAGCACAUUUCCUGGUUUUCUUAAUGGCAACCAUGAGCUAAGCUGUCUAAAGAAUAUUGCUAUUUUAGCGCCCACUUUGGAUGUUGUUGAUCAAGUUAAUGAAUAUAUGAAUUAG
Ipomoea triloba (trilobed morning glory) is the source of this 804-nucleotide messenger RNA. Its product is annotated as ATP-dependent DNA helicase PIF4-like. Gene Ontology annotation, biological process: telomere maintenance; DNA repair. NCBI's taxonomy places the organism in Eukaryota, Viridiplantae, Streptophyta, Magnoliopsida, Solanales, Convolvulaceae. Gene Ontology annotation, molecular function: DNA helicase activity. Bases 1 to 804 code for a protein of 267 amino acids. The record is from RefSeq and is a predicted model, not a curated record. The transcript has 2 exons.